This is a messenger RNA of Musa acuminata subsp. malaccensis (wild Malaysian banana), 2202 nucleotides long. RefSeq lists its product as uncharacterized. Gene Ontology annotation, cellular component: endoplasmic reticulum. The record is from RefSeq and is a predicted model, not a curated record. NCBI's taxonomy places the organism in Eukaryota, Viridiplantae, Streptophyta, Magnoliopsida, Zingiberales, Musaceae.
AAAUCCAUCCGAAAUCGACGAGUCGGGGAAAAGGAGAGAGGAAUGAUGAAGACUGUGGUGGCGCUCACCCCGACCACCGCGUCGUCGAGAACCCGGUCGGCCUCCGCCGCCUCCGGAGACCGCUCGGAGGCCCGUGGCGGCGGCGACAGCUGCUACUUCCCCGGGUGCCGAAAGGACACCAAUUGCCACUGCGACAUCUGCCUCGCCAGCAUCCACGCCACCCGCGACCUCGUCCCCUCCCUGUCGUCGAAGCCCAAGGCGAGGGCGGCGGCGUCACCGGUGCCGUUCCUCACCGACAGCCCUCCUCCGCUCCCAAGGCCCGCCCUCGCCGUAACCCCUCCCCCAACCCCGCCCAUUCGGCCCUCGCCGAGAUCUAGGCCGGCGGAGAAGAGAGCGACCGUCAAGAAGCAGAGAUCUCGGAGCCUUGGAUAUCCGGUAAUUAGGUUUCUCGUGGGCUUGUUCUCGCUGUGGGCGGCGGAUUCCGGCUUCUCGGCGGUGGUUUUGAAAAGUUUCAGCCCUAAGAUGACGCCAGAGGCGGUGGCGCAAGCAGGCGAGAAAUCUCGAGUUCUUGGGCAUGAUCUGAAGGGAAGAUUGGAGCUUUUGCAGCAGCAGGUGGAGAAGCUGGUCGGCGGGAGGGUUUCAAAUUGCAGCUCCACCGAUUCUUAUUGGGAAAUGAAUCAAUUGCAGGGCGGCCACUUCCUGUUCCAGUGGAGGUGUGUGAUCUACAAAUCGAUGGCAGAGAAAGUGAGCGUUUGGGGAAGUCCCCUGAGGACCACAGGUCUACUCGCAUCCGGAGCUUCUCCUCGAUCGAUAACCAUUCUAUCGGGCAGGAUCACAGAGUGGCCAGACGAUGGUAAGCUGCUAUCCACCAUGAGAACAAGCAACAGCAGCUCAUGGAGGUACGAGAAAUGGAGAUCAGCCGCACUGCAUCUGGAUGCCAACACAUGGGUCUUGGAGUACGAGAGGAAUGCCGUGUUGGAGGGGCCAGGAUUGAUCCCAGCAGCACGGGAGCUGCUGAGACUGAGGGUGUGGAAGAAGGUCACAAAUCUGGGACUGCGGCAGUCUCUGAGCCGCCUUCUCCGCGGAGAGGAAGAAGAGAUGACAUCCCCAACAUAGCGAGUGCAUUGUAAUCGUCCUCCUGCUUUCUUCAUCCCCGUCUCUCAUCUGUUAUGAGAUGCUGAAUCGUGUGCUCUCUCAGACAUGGUUUUGACCACAAAACAUUGUUCUCCCAUCAACCAUGCAUGUUCACUACAUUAGCUUAGCCAACUGCAGUGGCAAUCCCUAAUGAAAUCUUCGACUCGGCUCAUCUCGAAGCCCAAAUAGGAAUACGAGGCUCGAUGGGUCCAAUUAGCCCUCAGCCGACCCAACCACUGUGUGUGGAUUAGGCGGUGCUCGCCGCCCUCUGUCUAUAUAUACUUCCCUCCGGUCCGAUCCUUCGCACGCGGUUUCCUUUUUGCCCCCCCCCCCCCCCCUCCGGCGGAAGAAAGGUGUUGCUUCCCACCCUUCCCCUUCCAUUCGCUCCUCCGUCGCCGAACCCCAAAUCAGCCAUCAAGAAACCCUAAAUCUAUCCCGAACCCUGUCGCCGCCCUCGUCCUCCCACAUCUCCAACCGAUUCCCGGCUUCGGAUCUACCCACCACGACCGAUUUCUUCGCGUCCCUCUGCUGUUCGGCAUAGGGUUUCCUCGCCGCUCGAUUUGGGAGAAUUCCAGUCCGGGACGGUCGCCUCUUUCUUUAUUCGAGAUUUGGGCCGAACCGUGACUGGUAAGCUCGCCUCUAUCGUUGUCUCCGAUCGGUAGUCGAGCUUUGGUCCGAUCGGCUUCUGGGCGGGCGCCUUCCGUCGUUGCGAGAUUCUGGUGAGCGGUAACCCCCUUUGGGCGAAGAGGCUUUCGCUCGACGAGGCUUGUCUCCCUGCAGCGGCCGGUCGAAAUUGCGCGUCGCGGAGCCUCGAUAUCGACUUCUUGAGGGCGUCUUGUUGCCGAUCGUUGGUCUUUGCUGCUUCAACUGCGCUUCCACCCGAUCGAUCAAGAAAGGAGUUGCCCUGAAGCUAUUAUUUGGUCUUUUCCUGCUCCCGCUUGCGGAAUUGGUAUCUUGAUUCAGCAACAGGGCGUGGCCUUCAACCGAGUCAUUAGGGAGGAGAUAGAUCAUCUGUAUACAAGUUUAUAAUUUCUGUUGUUCUGGCUCAAUAUCAGACCUGAUUUUAUC